AUGGGUGACCAAUACGAGCCGCUAGGACCAGUUGGUGACGCUCCGCCGCCACCACCACCACCACCAGGAGGAGGAGUAGGAGUAGGAGCAUUACCAUUUCUUCCACCACCGCCUCCACCUCCACCUCCACCGCCGCCUCCACCACCUCCACCUCCUCCUCCACCACCACCGCAACGGCGUCGGGGGACGGAGCCGAAGCCAUCUGCACCGAAACGAGGCUCAGAAAGGCACACUAGUGCCAAAGUCAAGAAGAAAGCUGCUUCAAGAGCAUCGUCGACUAGUAGUUCAAUGGAACAGCCGAUCAUUGUAGUGCCAAUGGAAGAGGAAGCACAACCGUGUUGUAGCUGCUCGUGCUUACUUAUGCUUGUGAUUAUAAUUAUGGUAGUUAUUGGAGCCGGCUAUGUUGUUCUCAUGCAUACAAAUGUGGAUAUACCUGUUUUGAGUGAGCUGAUAGGAAAAUCGAAAGGAGGUGCUGAAACGACGACAGCAGGAUCAUCAUAG
Molecule: messenger RNA, 501 nt
Organism: Haemonchus placei
Lineage: Eukaryota; Metazoa; Nematoda; Chromadorea; Rhabditida; Trichostrongylidae
Source: the annotation of a GenBank genome assembly